Lodderomyces jiufengensis is the source of this 720-nucleotide messenger RNA. RefSeq names its product DNA polymerase epsilon noncatalytic subunit (gene DPB4). Lineage: Eukaryota; Fungi; Ascomycota; Pichiomycetes; Serinales; Debaryomycetaceae. The record is from RefSeq and is a predicted model, not a curated record. Gene Ontology annotation, molecular function: protein heterodimerization activity; chromatin DNA binding. Gene Ontology annotation, biological process: DNA damage response; heterochromatin formation; leading strand elongation. The coding region runs from base 1 to 720 and encodes 239 amino acids. Gene Ontology annotation, cellular component: epsilon DNA polymerase complex; CHRAC. The transcript has a single exon.
AUGCCACCAAAAGGUUGGAAGAAGAAUGCUGAUCCAAGUCAACAACCGCCAAGAGAUGUAGAUCCAGUAUCUAUAGAUGAUAUUUUAUUCCCCAGAUCAACUUUACAAAAAUUAGCAAAAUCAAUAAUAUCAGAUGAAGAAAAUUCAAAUAAUAUGACAAUGGCAAAAGAUUCAUUAUUAGCAUUACAAAGAUCAGCUUCAGUAUUUGUAAGUUAUAUGUUAUUUCAUGCCAAACAAAUUUCAAAAUCAACUGGUAGAAAAACUAUAACUGCUCAAGAUAUGUUAUUUGCAUUAGAAAGAGCAGAAUUUGGAGGAUUUGUACCUGAAAUUAAAGAUAAAUUAGCAAUAUAUGAAAGUUCAAUAAGUGCAAAAAAGCAAAAGAAAUUGGAAGAUAGAGUUGAAAAUAAUAAUAACAAUAUUGAAGGAGUAAUACCGAAAAAAUCAAAAACAGAAGAUGGAAAUGCAGUAAAUAUACUUAAUGAAGAAACAGACGAAGAAGAAGAAGAAGAAACUGCUGAAAUAACGGAAGAUGCUGAUGCUGAUGAUGACAAUAAUAUUAAUGAAGAAGAAGAAGAUGAAGAGGACGAAGGUGAUGAUGACGACGACGAAGAAGCUUUUGGUAAUCCAAUCUCAGAAUUAGGUAAAGAUGAGGAGGAAUUAGAAGGAACACAAAUAGAAGAAGAUGAAGAAGAACUUGAUGAUGAUGAAGAUGAUUACUAG